Molecule: messenger RNA, 365 nt
Organism: Cuscuta epithymum
Lineage: Eukaryota; Viridiplantae; Streptophyta; Magnoliopsida; Solanales; Convolvulaceae
Source: the annotation of a GenBank genome assembly
UAGAGGCCCGACUGUUAUGGCAGCAGUGCAUAAUCGUAAGUUUGAUGAACGACCAAUAGUUGUUCUGAAUGAAGCAGGGCAACCAAUUGGCCCUACUCCCGCUCUUGUUCGUGAAUUCAGUCGGUUCCUAGGCACCAUGGCUAGAGAUUCAAAACUUGCACCUUUGAAUUAUGUCACUUGGCAUAAGGUUCCGAAAAAUAAAUUAGACAAGAUGUGGAAUUAUGUCAUGGAGAAGUAUGUGGUUCCCAUAGAAGGAAAAAGGUGGGUUUUUGCUACCCUUAACGAUCUGUGGCGUGUUCACAAAUCAAGAUUGAAGAAAAACCACUUUUAUAAAUACAAGACAGUACAACAAAGAUGGGAGAAUC